GCAGUGCACUCUGACAGAAGCUGGAAAGAUACCAUUGGCACGUUUCCACAUGUGUAGAUGAAGAGGCAAUGUGGAAAUCCAAAGCCGAGUGCUGAUUACCUACCCAUUUCGAAUUGGCAUGUUCGGCAAAGCUGAUCACUUUUGGAAAAGAAGAACAACACAUCAGAAGGCCGGAGAAACUUAACAGGGGGAGUUCCCUGAAGACAAACAGACAGGAGGAAAACAGUGAGGGAAGAAGGGGGGGAGUGGAGAAAGAUAUAGUGAAGGCAAGAGAGAAGCACUGGAGAUAUUCAGAAAAGUGAAGGGUUGAGAGUCCCAAGAGAAGACAGAAAAUCAUGCGAGAGGAGGAGCAGUCCAAUGAUGACCACCCCGAGGGAGGGGUGGUUUCCAGCGAGGAAAACACAGGAAGACCACCUUCUAACGCCUGCCCUGUUGUCGUAGCAACACCUGGGGUCACCGGGCGUAAACGGCAGACGGGCUCAAAUGCGGAUGAUCAACUUACAACUCCGACUACAUCUGCACACGAUGGCAAGGUCAAGCCAGGGGAGGACAUUCAGACCUUCACCCUAACCAGACCGAAAAGACCCAAGAGGAGUCCUCAAGAUCGGUCACCUUCCUCGGCACCGUCCCUUUCUCCUGGCCUGAGUCCCGGAAGUCUGGAGGACCCUCACGGGCAGCGGGUGAUAGCCAACAUCCGAGAGAGACAGCGUACGCAAUCUCUGAACGACGCCUUCACAUCGUUGCGUAAAAUAAUCCCAACACUCCCCUCUGACAAACUGAGCAAGAUCCAGACCCUUAAAUUGGCGUCGCGCUACAUCGACUUUCUGUACAAGGUUCUGGAGAAUGACGAGAUGGACACCAAGAUGGCUGGAUGUAACUACCUGGCCCACGAGAGACUGAGCUACGCCUUCUCGGUCUGGAGGAUGGAGGGGGCCUGGUCAUCCAUGUCUGCUGGCCACUAGCCCCUUUUAAGGGUUAUCUUUUGACUGUUGCCGUAAAAUGUAUGAAUUACACUUGACAAGGAAAUACUCUAACUUGACGCAAAGGGGCGGAGGAGUGUCAGCUCACCUGUGGACUAUUUAUCACAUCAACUUCUUCGGUUUGCCUCAAUGAUGUCAGAAAGACUUAUUGACAUUGACAUUUGCAGUAGGAAGAAGCUGAUUUUAAAGCCACUAUUGUUGACAAGCUACAUGCCAGAUGGAUUGUUGUAUUUCUGUAUGUUGUCUGCCUAAAGCAGCAAUUACUGCUUGAGUAUGCCAAUAGUAGAAUUCAAGAGAAGUAGAACAGGGACAUUGUGCUCAGCGUAUGAUUCCAAGCUUUUUUAAGGAUUCUUUUUUACAACGUUUGUGCUUUGUUUACAUGAAUCCCAAAGGAGGACAUGACAGGUGACAGAUAGUAACAUUCAAUCUCCUGGCUUUCUCGGGUUCUGUAACUUGACCUCAUGUGUCAUGUCCGUAGAUUUGAUCAUCAUAACUUCCACCUUUAGCAUCGUUUUUAUCAUCAUCUUCAUAGGUAUGCAUACUUGGAGACACAUUUGAACUUUAUUUCAGCCUGGGGCUAGCAGGGUUUGUGUUAUAUAAAGAGCCACUAUGCAGAGGAGGGAUUAGAAGAAAAGAAGAACUGGAAAGAUAAAAUUGGAUGUUCCAACAGAGAUUGGACCUUUGACUUUUCCAAGCCUUCAACUCCUACUUUUCCAAGACAUAUCAUGAUUCCCUGACCACCUCUGAACCCAAGCACUGGUGGAAAAAGCAGCAGUGGGCAGGGCAGCCGUCGUCCCGAUUUAAGUUUCUUCUCUCCGUACCCAAACCAAGCCCCUUUGUUUCUAGUAGUGCCAAAAAAAACUCUCCUCUUGAAAUUCUUUCCUCUCAUUCUGGCCCAAAUGUGCCUGCGUUGCACGAAACAGUGAUGCAGCUUGCGAGCUGACGAGGAGGCGUAAUGAAAACAAACGGUCUCGAAAAGCCAUGAAUCAUGCGUGUCACCAUCAAAGAGGAGCCCGAUGUGGCUCCCUGCUGGGCUCCCAUAAACCACUGGAAGUGAUGGAGGAGCUGCUGAAUAAAGUGACUGUGAUCUUCUCUGGUGUUCAUGCUACCAUCAAGGUUCAAUCAUUUGGACUUUGAUACAAAUGGAAUCUUUUUAGUUACCUCACUUAGGGAGAAAAGGAGUGUACAAGAAUAUCAAAAGGCAUCCGGAUCAGGAUGCAGACAGAUAUGGGGCAAGAGGACAUUUCUGGACAAACUAAACCAUCAAAGAGCUUUAGCUGGACAAUAGCUGGACAUUUUUUAUUGUUUAAAUGUUGUGAUUAUCACUAUUUUCCCUGUAUAUAAUAAAAGGAAACUUAUAUAUGAGCUGUCACUGUAUAAGAGACUUCACCUGCAGUUGAAGCAAGACUAUAAUCUCUGACAGAAUGUAUGUUCAUCUCUUGUUCACCAGUUUACAAUCAAAGCAAGGCUUUGUUUUUAAGGAGCAAUUACUUGAAGAAUAUACAGUGUGUGGAGUGACACUGAUACAGCAUGACUGGAUAUCACAUGCAGAACAAAAUAGAUGUAGUAAUGCAACAUGAAUCAUUUGUCUGAAAAAUAAAACUGUCUUCA
This is a messenger RNA of Trematomus bernacchii (emerald rockcod), 2591 nucleotides long. RefSeq names its product twist-related protein 2-like. The transcript has 2 exons. Lineage: Eukaryota; Metazoa; Chordata; Actinopteri; Perciformes; Nototheniidae. Gene Ontology annotation, biological process: developmental process; regulation of transcription by RNA polymerase II. Bases 336 to 962 code for a protein of 208 amino acids. Gene Ontology annotation, molecular function: RNA polymerase II transcription regulatory region sequence-specific DNA binding; protein dimerization activity; DNA-binding transcription factor activity, RNA polymerase II-specific. The record is from RefSeq and is a predicted model, not a curated record.